Ornithorhynchus anatinus (platypus) is the source of this 3307-nucleotide messenger RNA. It is a transcript of the gene ZHX3, whose product is annotated as zinc fingers and homeoboxes 3. Gene Ontology annotation, biological process: regulation of transcription by RNA polymerase II. Lineage: Eukaryota; Metazoa; Chordata; Mammalia; Monotremata; Ornithorhynchidae. The record is from RefSeq and is a predicted model, not a curated record. Gene Ontology annotation, molecular function: DNA-binding transcription factor activity, RNA polymerase II-specific. Gene Ontology annotation, cellular component: nucleus.
GUUUUCCCCGUUUUCCCGGUCCCGCCGCCGCGCUGGAGGCCGUGGCCGCGGGGUCGGCGCCGGGCCGGGGGUUCCGCUGCGGCGGCCCCGCUCCGCUCCGCUCCGCUCCGCUCCCCUCCUCCGCUCCGCUCCCCUCCUCCGCUCCGCUCCGCUCCGCCAACCGGCCGCCCGGACGGUCCUUGGGCGGGGAAGCCCAGGUCAAAUUCCAAAGACUCAGUAACCACCUCCGUCUUCUGCAGGGAAGAAAGUCAGGAUUUGAAGUGCUUUGAAGAAUUUGAAGAGACAAGACAUUUUGGCCUGGAAACGUUAAGAAGAAGACAGUGAUGGAGUUGCUGCAGUUACACCUGGAUACUACGAUUUCUUUACUUCAUUAUCGGUCUGGUUCCAGCCCUAAUUAUGGACCAGAUUUUGAAAAUUCUCAUCAAACACCAUCUAGGGAUGGAAAAAGGACUGAAUUGUAACUGCAGGCACAUUGACAAGUAACCCUUUCAAGAUGCAUAAAAAUCUGUUUCAAGUGAAGAGGCAGAAGGGAAGAAAAGAAUGAAGUUCAAUGGCGAUAAUCGACCCUUCGCCACCAAGUGAAAAUCAUCUCCUGCAGCCCCUUCCUCUUCAACCUCAUGGAUCCCCUGGAAUCCGGCGGUAAAGAAAUCGUAGAGAAGAGCUUCGUUGCCUCUCUUGCCUAGGUUAAUUGGUCUCCACGAUGGCCAGCAAAAGAAAAUCCACCACGCCUUGCAUGAUACCAGUGAAGACGGUGGUGUUGCAGCAGCGAGAAGCAGACCCGGCUAAUGAAGGACCUCGCCAGGACUCAGCGCCUGAUGUGCUCAGAGUUAGCGAGGCGGCUAACAACUCUACCCGGAGCGGAGCGCCGGCUGAAGGACGGUGUGAUGGCGAUACUUAUCUGUGUAAGUAUUGUGAUUUCGGCUCUCAAGAUAUGAGUCUGUUCAUGGGCCAUAUGGAUUCAGAGCACACAGACUUUAGCCAAGACCCCUCUUUUGUAUGCACUGAAUGCAGUUUCCUAGCAAAAACGUCCGAAGGGCUUUCUCUCCACAACGCCAAGUGUCACGCGGGCGAAACCCGCUUCAUCUGGAACGUGGCCAAAGAGGACAGUCACGUCACCGUGGAGCAGAGCGUCUCUGACAGCACCAGCAGCCAGGAGUUCUCGGGCGAGUCCUCUCAGGAGGGAAGCGAGGGGCAGCCCGAAAUCAUCAUCACCAAGACACCCAUCAUGAAGCUGAUGAAGGGUAAAACCGAAGCCAAGAAAAUUCACACGCUGAAGGAGAACCUGCCCAAUCAGACGGUGGCGAGAGCGCGGCCAACCCAGCCACCGGGGGCCCGAGGGGAAAGAAAGCGAGCGACUCUUAGCCAACGGCCGGGCGGAGCCCAAGCCUUCCAGCAGCCCCACCACAGCCGAUGCUACUCAAGUGCUCCCAAGGUGAUCCUGAGCAGCAUUCAACCUACAAGAGCCAUGGACUCCACAGUUUCUGAAGAACUCUUUCACAAGUUCCUACCGCAAAGCGGCUCUGCUACUGACGUCGUGACCAGUACCGGAGGAGCAGCUGAAGUCUGGUUUCACGGCCCAGAGGUUGAAGCGGGGAUCAGUUGGUCCCCGAGGAUCGAGGACGCCGGAAAGAUGUUAACACGGUGCCAGUCGGUCCCAGCCACGAUCACAGUCCUAACCCCAUCGUGGCAAAUGCCGGCAUGUCAGCAUCUCAUCCAGGCGGCCAUCCCGGGCAUGUUGUCAGGCGCCCGAAGGGCCGCGGGCUGCUGGUUUCCCGCCAGUGGUGCGAUGGGCUCCAGGGGACGCUCUUCCUCCGGUGCGAUGAUCGGCCAAGCGGCGGCGCCACGUGCACUGGUGUUCCAGUUCGCGACGGUGAAGGUGGUCACGGCGCCAGUUCUGCUCACCGCCUGCCCAGCAUAUCUGGCGUUCCUAGACGCGAGUUUCAAGAACAAAGUCUCAGAACGGCUGUCGGCCCUGAAGGGAGCUUUUGCGGAAUCAGUUCCGGGUCAGAGCGAAGUGGAGCACCUGACAAAGUAGGCCACGACGAGGGAGGUGCGCAAGUGGUUCAGUGAAGCGAUACACUGCGGAAGGAAUUUGAAAGGAGCCAGACCCGUGUUCGGCGGGGAGACGGCGGCUGAUCAUCGGAUUCCGCCCAAAAUUGCCUUUAGUCUGUCUCCUAAAGCACCGAUUUAACCUGCCUGGGGGGCGGCAACCCCAUCCCCCACGUGCACCAGGAUCGCGAGGCGGCAGUCCUGGACAGACGACUUCACCCCUGCCAGAUACAAGAGCGAGCCCCUGACGCUCAGAGCCUGGAGAGCAGCUUUUGCACAAAACCCUGCCGCAGAAGAGGAAGUGGAUGUCUACGGAGUGAACAAGAUGACCCGAAGAGAGAUCGACAGCUGGUUUUCCGAGAGGAGGAAAAGGAAGGGGGCCGAGGAGCACAAGAGGUGGAAGAGAGGGCUUCUCGGCGGAGGAGGUGGAAGAGGAGGAGGAGGGCGGGGAGAGGAGGGGGCCGAAGGGGGUGGCGGAGGAGAGGAGUCCGUGGACAGUGGGAGGGAGCCGGAGGCCCCGGGGGCAGUUGUCUCCCGGGAGAGAGGAAGGUCGCCCAUCAUCAACCUCAAGAACUGAAGGUCACGAGGAAACGGGCAGACCGAGUUGCCGGGGCAAGGCGCCCCGACCCCGAGGAGGAGUUGGAGCAGGUCUCGGAGCCCCGAGAAGCAAAGCCAACUGUAAGAAGACCGCCAGCAGCGGCACUUGCUUCGGCAGCGCUUCGUCCAGACCCAGUGGCCACAAUCAGGAGUACGACAACUGGUCACUCAGUCGGGCCUGCCCAGAGCUGAGGUGGUGCGCGGUUCGGGGGAUAGCAGGUACGCGUUAAAGAACGGGAGGGCAGUUGAGUGGUAUGAGGACUAUAAGCAGGGGGAUUUCCCUCCGGGCCUGUCGGACAUCAGCCCAAGCCACGGGCAGCUCCUUCAGGACUAUUACAGGCCCACAAGGCCACUGAGGGGGAAUUCAGAGCCUGUGCGACAGACCAAUGCUCGGCGAGAUCAAGCUCUGAAGCAGAUUGAAUUUAAACUGACUACUGUGAAGGAUAUGCCAAAUUUGGGAAGAUGUCAGAUCCAAAGGGCCGAAUCUGAAUCUCAACAGCAGGGUAUGGUUGACGUGCCCUGCGGUUGUGACUCCCUUUUUAGCAAAGCACACUGGGAAGAGUCUGCGAGAAAGCAGAACGGGCUGCUGCCCAUGUAUCUGAUCAAAAUCUACUGGAAAAAUAGUGAAAAGCAACAGGUGUUUCAUUAUCAGCCAGCUUGA